Paramormyrops kingsleyae is the source of this 1128-nucleotide messenger RNA. RefSeq names its product high mobility group box 2a (gene hmgb2a). The record is from RefSeq and is a predicted model, not a curated record. NCBI's taxonomy places the organism in Eukaryota, Metazoa, Chordata, Actinopteri, Osteoglossiformes, Mormyridae. Gene Ontology annotation, biological process: regulation of transcription by RNA polymerase II.
AUUCAAAUUUGAAUGCUCGAGGAGAACCAACGGCGGAGCGCGAGGGAGGAGUUGCUAGCGCAUUUAAUCAAGUUUAUGUGAACGGUACGGCAGUGAAAAAACACUGCGAGGAAGUUAGUGAGUGCACUCUACGACAAAGUUUACAGGCUCAUAGAGGGAGUUGCUGCCAUGGGUAAAGAUCCGAACAAGCCACGGGGGAAGACGUCCUCCUACGCCUUCUUCGUGCAGACAUGCAGGGAGGAGCAUAAGAAGAAGCACCCGGGCACGUCCGUCAACUUCGCCGAGUUCUCCAAGAAGUGCUCGGAGCGAUGGAGGACCAUGUCUGCGAAGGAGAAGACCAAAUUCGAGGACAUGGCGAAGAGCGACAAGGCUCGUUAUGAGCGGGAGAUGAAGAACUACAUUCCUCCUAAAGGAGCCAAGGGAGGCAAGAGAAAGAAGGAUCCGAACGCCCCCAAGCGUCCACCGUCGGCCUUCUUCGUCUUUUGCUCUGAGCACCGUCCAAAGGUGAAGAGUGACCACCCAGGUAUCUCCAUCGGGGACGUGGCCAAGAAGUUGGGUGAGAUGUGGGCCAAGCAGACGUCCAAGGACAAGGCCCCCUUUGAACAGAAAGCCGCCAAGCUGAAGGAGAAGUACGAGAAGGAUGUGGCUGCCUACCGCGCCAAGUCUGGAGAUGGUGGGAAGAAGGGGGCGUCCGGUCGGUCAGCCGGGGCAAAGAAAUCAGAACCGGCAGAUGAUGAUGACGAGGAAGACGAGGAGGAUGAUGAGGAAGACGAGGAUGAGGAAGAUGAGGAGGAUGAUGAUUAGGCCUGGAGGCUUGAGCAGUAUUUACAAAACAAGAAUGUGAACUAUGGAAUGCAACACAUUUGGCAUUUGGGUUUUCAGAACAUGUACAGAAAUGUGUAUAGCUGUAAUACAUAUUAGGUUCAUGUGUUGUUUUGUAAAUUGUAGUAUCUGGUCCUCGAAGCACUGCUUUUUGUUUUGGAUAGUGGUGGGUUCUCCCUUUUGUAUGCUUCCACUGCCGUUUUUAAAUAUACAAACGUGUAGUACAGGAUUUUUUUUUUUACUUGGAGCUUUAAAACUUUGUUCUGUGUAGAUGCAAUUUUUAUAAUAAAAUUUUGUAUAUUAUGA